UCUCUUUGGGGCGGGACCUCCUUAAACUGGCGUUCUUGAUUUGCUGUCUCCUCGAUUUGGCGGCCCAUGACCUGGAAAAUCUCCGGGCAACAUGGCAGCGCCCAGCGACCAGAUGCAGCCGGCCAGGAGUCCGCGGCCGCCCGCUUGAGUAGGUGAUUGUCCAACUUGCAGAGGCAUGAGCUGGACCCAGGCCAACCUGCUGGCCCGGCGCCUGUCUCGGGGCUGGGGAGGCAUCUGUGGCACCACCCUCGCAGGACGCCCCUUCUCUCAGGUGUCCCCCCAGGCCCUGAGGGGCCUCCACUGCAGCUCAACCACCCACAAAUCUGAUUCAUCUCUGGUGCCUCACCCACCUGAGCCCCCGCGGCGGCCGGCCAGGGCGCUGGCACCCCACGAGGAGCUGUUCAGGCAGGCACCGGAUGGAGCGCGGGACAAGGCUAGCUUUGUGCAGGCCAUGCAGAACUUCGGGCAGCACAACGUGCACAAGCGGGGCCACGUUGACUUCAUCUACCUGGCCCUGCGCAAGAUGCGAGAGUACGGCGUCGAGCAGGACCUGGCCGUCUACAACUUGCUGCUGGACAUCUUCCCCAAGGACGUCUUCAGGCCUCGCAGCAUCUUUCAGAAAAUCUUCAUCCACUACCCACGGCAGCAGGAGUGCGGGAUUGCCAUCCUGGAGCAGAUGGAGAACCACGGGGUAAUGCCCAACAAGGAGACGGAGUUCCUGCUGCUUCAGAUAUUUGGGCGCAAAAGCUAUCCCAUGCUCAAGUUCGUGCGCAUGAGGCUGUGGUUCUCCGGCUUCAAGAAUGUCAACCCCUUCCCCAUGCCCCAGGACCUACCCCAGGACCCCGUGGACCUGGCCAGGUUGGGCCUGCGGCACAUGGAACCCGACCUCAGCGCCAGGGUCACCGUCUACCAGAUGCCUUCAUCCAAAGACUCCACAGGUACAGCGGAUCCCACCGAGCCGCACAUCGUAGGAAUCCAGAGUCCUGAUCAGCAGGCAGCACUGGCCCGCCACAACCCAGCCCGACCUAUCUUCGUCGAGGGCCCCUUCUCCCUGUGGCUCCGCAACAAAUGUGUCUAUUACCACAUCCUCAGAGCUGACUUGCUGCCCCCCGAGGAGAGGGAAGCAGAGGAGAUUCCAGAGGAAUGGAACCUCUACUACCCGAUGCAGCUGGACCUGGAAUAUGGGAGAAGUGGCUGGGAUGAUUACGAGUUUGACAUCAAUGAAGUGGAGGAAGGCCCUAUCUUUGCCAUAUGCAUGGCGGGGGCCCACGACCAGGCUACACUGGCCAAGUGGAUCCAGGGCCUGCAGGAGACCAACCCAGCCCUGGCCCAAAUCCCGGUGGUCUUCCGCCUGGCAGCAUCCACCGGGGAGCUCCUGGCAUCCUCUUCAGGACAAGAGGAGCCAUCCCCACCACCACCUGAGGGACAGGAAGAAGAGGAAGAUAAUUCGCAGCGACAACAGCGAGGCCAGAGUUGAGCCUGAGUGGACACAUGGGCACAGACUUGGACUGGUGUGAAAAGUAUGAUAUGACCUUCGAAUGUACAGCAAAUAAAAGUUUCCCGGCUUGGGGCUGCCUUCCCUUC
Messenger RNA from Pteropus alecto (black flying fox), 1584 nucleotides. RefSeq names its product ECSIT signalling integrator (gene ECSIT). Bases 176 to 1477 code for a protein of 433 amino acids. Gene Ontology annotation, cellular component: mitochondrion. The transcript has 8 exons. The record is from RefSeq and is a predicted model, not a curated record. NCBI's taxonomy places the organism in Eukaryota, Metazoa, Chordata, Mammalia, Chiroptera, Pteropodidae.